Messenger RNA from Anisakis simplex (herring worm), 309 nucleotides. The record is from the annotation of a GenBank genome assembly. NCBI's taxonomy places the organism in Eukaryota, Metazoa, Nematoda, Chromadorea, Rhabditida, Anisakidae.
AUGGGUCGUGCGGCACGAUAUCGCCAGGAGAAAGAGAUGUUCAGUACAACAGUGAAUGUGUUCAUGAUGGAAGUGAUUAAACUCAGUGUUUGUGUUACGGUCAUCAUAGCACUCGAAAAAUCAUUGCACAAGUUCAUGGUGCAGUUCAAGGCGGCUAUUUGGGACAAUCCUAUGGAAACGGCCAAAAUUUGUGUGCCAGCCGUAAUCUAUACGUUCCAAAAUAAUCUCUACUAUAUUGCACUAUCGCAUCUUGAAGCAGCAACCGUUUGUGUGAGUCAGUUACCUUAUAGUAGCAUUCCUCUGAAAUAA